AUGAAGCUGAAGGUGUCUACUGUAGUUCUCAUCUCUCUGUUAUUGGCGAUCGUCCAGGAAUCCGAAUCGGCACCAACUGAUAUAACCGAACAUCAUCAUUUUCAUCACGGUUAUCCUCAUUUCUAUGAGCCACCGAUUUAUCACCAUCAUCCUCAGCAUCACCACCACCACCACACUCAUUACCACGAACCUCAUUAUCAUUACCACCAUGGUGGAUAUGGCGACUACUAUGGCGACGGCUACAGUGGGGACUACUAUGACUACCCCUAUGGCGACUACUAUGGCGGCUACUAUGGUUACCCCUAUGACGGCCACUACAACGGAUACUAUAGCGACUAUUAUGGUGGUUCCGAGAGCUAUUUUACAAACCCACCGACGGGUACUCCUCAAAGUGACGGGUUAACAACUUGA
Messenger RNA from Anastrepha ludens (Mexican fruit fly), 411 nucleotides. Its product is annotated as histidine-rich glycoprotein. The coding region runs from base 1 to 411 and encodes 136 amino acids. NCBI's taxonomy places the organism in Eukaryota, Metazoa, Arthropoda, Insecta, Diptera, Tephritidae. The transcript has a single exon. The record is from RefSeq and is a predicted model, not a curated record.